AUGUCCAUCAGGCCCUCCCUGGAGGACAUCUACACCUCCCGCUGCCUCAGUAGAGCCAAAAACAUUAUCAAGGACAGUUCACACCCCGGCUUUCACCGGUUCAACCUGCUGCCCUCCGGCAGGCGCUGCAGGCUGGAGGGAACGGAGGAUAAGUUCAGGAACAGAGAGAGUCGUCAUGAAGAUCUGCAAGUCAUCGCUGAGCUGAAGGACAUGGUGUCAGAGAGGGAAUCCCUCGUCAAGAAACUGGUGAAAUCUGAACAUUGGAUAAAGCCAGGUUCAAAGGACGAUAAGAAGUACUACCAGCUGGAACUCGUCAACAGGGAGACGAACUUCAACAAAGUGUUCAACGCCAGUCCCAACGUAGGAGUGAUCAACCCGCUCAUUAAGCAAAAGAAAAAGAAUGAAAAGGCGGCAGGCAGCAGAUUCAGCAGCUCUCCUAGUGUCAGGGCUCUGGAGGCGGCGGGUUCAGGAAGUGGGCCGCAGCCCCCCCAUCCUCCGCCCCCCCUCCCAGCCCAGCCCGGCCGCCUAGAGCCCCUCCCCAACUCCCCCCUCCACCACCUUGAACUCAACUCCAACAAACCUCUUCCCCCGCCGACCCCUCCCACCGAACCCAAGAAAUUCAUGAGCCCUCCUGAAACGAAGGACUCAGCCAUCGAGUCCCCGGACGCCCAGCGCCAGGAGUGGUUCGCUCAGUACUUCUCCUUCUGAUCGACCACCAACCCGCAACACACAAGGAUUCAGCAUGUCAACCAAACUUUGAGAAAAAUGUACAGAAAAACAAGCGAAGAAGAAAAAAAAAGCGGAAAAUGUUAAAAACUAUUUGUUCUUUAUUGUCAUGGAGAGAUUUGGGGAUCAAUUCACUUUAACUUCAGCCAAUUAGGACUUCAUUCUCAUUCAUUUGCUAAAAAAACAAUGUAAAUAUCAUCCACUUCCUGUUGACUGAAGUAGAAGUAAAGUGACCAUCAAAUCCCAUCACUCUGAUCUCAUUUGAUUGUUUAAUUAUUGAUUGUUUCACUGUGGGCGAGUUUUUCUCUUAGUACAGUGACAAUGAUCAUCCGUAUGUUUGAUGUUUUCUUUUCUUUAACUUCCUAACUUAUUUUGCAGUCUCUUGGAACUAGAAAAAAAAUGCGUGGUGCAUUAUCAUGCUGCUAAUUGCCAUUGUUGGACUACAGUGAGAAAUAAAUAUAUAUAAAGAAA
Molecule: messenger RNA, 1197 nt
Organism: Gymnodraco acuticeps
Lineage: Eukaryota; Metazoa; Chordata; Actinopteri; Perciformes; Bathydraconidae
Product: protein FAM184A-like
Exons: 6
Coding region: 1-708 (235 amino acids)
Source: RefSeq, a predicted model, not a curated record